Messenger RNA from Pocillopora verrucosa, 7415 nucleotides. RefSeq names its product serine/threonine-protein kinase MRCK alpha. Lineage: Eukaryota; Metazoa; Cnidaria; Anthozoa; Scleractinia; Pocilloporidae. Gene Ontology annotation, cellular component: cytoskeleton; cytoplasm; myosin complex. The record is from RefSeq and is a predicted model, not a curated record. Gene Ontology annotation, molecular function: ATP binding; protein serine/threonine kinase activity. Gene Ontology annotation, biological process: actomyosin structure organization; peptidyl-threonine phosphorylation.
CGAAAGCAUAUGAGGCAUUGUUUUUGCGUAGAAUCAUCGAUCGAAGAUUGGUCAAAGCUGCGGACUUUAGCCGGUCUAUGAGAUCUCUUAAAAGCCAGUAUUUCCAAACGAAGACUAGCCUUCAGGAAAUUGGACCGACGGUGUAACACUUAAAGGAUUUUGGGUCGUCACGACUGUGAGACCACCAUGUCCAUAGAACACAGAAGCGGUGUAUAAUCGAGUGAGAAUAUGCGGUAGUCUGUACGCCCAACUACAUCACUUGCUAAUUGCUGGAAGCGAGGACAAUAGAACUAAUCAUGGCAGCAGCGAGCGAAGCACCAGCCGAAGAAAGACUAAAACAAUUAGAGAAUGUAUUCUCUUACGGUGGAAAAGAGAAAGGGUCUUUUAGCACUGAGACCUUACUAGACAUUUUACUGUUGUUGUACGACGAGUGUUGUAAUUCUACCCUUCGUAGAGACAAAAAUAUCAGUGAAUUUAUUGAGAAUGUGAAGCCGAUAGCGACGAAGAUUAAAACUCUUCGUUUGCGCCGAGAAGAUUUCGAUCCCCUUACCUUGAUUGGUAAAGGAGCAUUUGGAGAAGUGACUGUGGUUCGCAUGAAAUCCAAUGACAGAAUAUACGCUAUGAAGACUUUAAACAAAUGGGAAAUGUUGAAAAGAGCCGAGACUGCAUGCUUUAAAGAGGAAAGAGAUGUCCUUGUGUAUGGAGACAAGAAAUGGAUAACUACUCUGCAUUACGCGUUUCAAGAUGCUGAUUAUUUGUAUUUUGUCAUGGACUACUACAGUGGAGGUGAUCUUCUAACUCUCCUCAGUAAAUAUGAAGAUCAUUUGCCAGAAGAAAUGGCCAAGUUUUACCUGGCUGAAGUGGUGUUGGCUGUGAAUUCAAUACACAAAAUGGACUAUGUGCACAGGGAUCUCAAGCCUGAUAAUCUUCUUCUUGAUGUUAGUGGACAUAUCAGAUUGGCUGACUUUGGUUCCUGUUCAAAGCUUGGAAAGAAGGGCACUGUGAGAUCAGCUGUUGCUGUGGGUACCCCUGACUAUAUCUCUCCCGAAAUCCUACAGGCCAUGGAAGAUGGGAGAGGAGAGUAUGGAGUUGAGUGUGACUGGUGGUCCUUGGGUGUGUGUAUGUAUGAAAUGCUUUUUGGUGAAACUCCAUUUUACGCAGAAUCUUUGGUGGAAACCUACAGCAAAAUUAUGAGCCACACUGGCAAAUUCAAUUUUCCUUCUGAUGUGGAAGUGUCAAAUAAUGCCAGAGAUUUAAUGCAGAGACUGUGCUGUAAAAUGGAACAAAGAUUAGGUCAAAAUGGAAUUGAUGAUUUUCGAAAUCACCCUUUCUUUGAGGGAAUUGACUGGGACAACAUUGGCGACACUGUACCGCCUUACAUCCCUGAUGUUAGCAGUCCAUCAGAUACUUCAAACUUUGAUGUAGACAUUGAUGAAUCAAGAGCAAAUGAUGCUAUGAGGCCAUCAUCUGUUUCCCCUUUUACUGGACAUCAUUUGCCGUUCAUUGGAUUUUCAUUUACAGAGAAUAGUCGACUCUCUGAUAAAGCUCAUUCUGUGAUAAAGGAAGCUGGGCAUGUCACUCUGGAACCAGUCACGAAUAAUGUUCCUAGCUCACUAUCUGUCGAAGCUUAUGAAAGAAGAAUACAGAGGCUUGAGAGGGAGAAAUCGGAACUGGCCAGAAAGCUUCAAGAAUCCACUAAAGCAUUGCAAGAUCAAGCACUGUCUGGUGAUGGUUCCAAAAGUGACCAAAUAGACACCAUGGAAAUGAAGAGACUUAAAGACGAAAUGACAUCAAUGAAGAAGAAAGCCAUGGAGUAUGAGGCCCAAUCUUCUGAGUUAGAAAAAGAAUUGCAAGAUGUGUUGACAUCUCGGAAAGACUUGGAGUCAACUAAUGAAGAAAUGAGUGCCAAGAUGCGGUCCUUGGAUAGAGAAAACAGAGGCUUAAAAAUGGAGAAGGAAGACAUUGAAAGAGUCCUUCAGGAGGCCAAUGAAAAAAUAGCCUCACAGCAGAAGGAAUUGAAAGAAGCACACAACCAAAGAAAACUUGCCAUGGCAGAGUUUAGUGAAUUGAAUGACAAGCUGGCAGACAUAAGAUCACAGAAGACUAAGGUGUCGAGAAUGCUGCGUGAAAAAGAGGAAGAACUGGAGUCCACCUUACAAAAGCUUGAUGGUCUCAGGCAGGAAGUUCGCAAUGCUGAUAGAAAAAAGAGAGAACUUGCUGCGCAAGUGGAGGAAAUGUCCUCAGAAGCUAACAAGGAAAGGAAACUAAGAGCAAGGAGUGAUCAGAAUGCCAAGCAACUUGAGGAGGAAAUAGAAUACCUUAAGGCCAAACAGAGAAGUCUAGGAAGACCAUUUGCCACAGACACAACAGCUGAGGAGCAGCAGCAAGAAAUCACAAGACUCAAAGCAGAGAUAGAGAAGAUUAAACUUGAAUAUGAGGAAUCAACAUCCCAUGAACAACAGAAAUAUACUAGUGAAAUUAAGGAGUUAAAUGAGAAACUUCUUGAAGCAGAUUCAGCAAGAGAAAGCUUGAAAAAUGAGAUCUCUGCACUGACUGCCAAAGUAAAUGAAGCACGCAUGGACAGUGUCAAAGAACAUCAAGAAGCCAUGGAAGAAUUGAGGAGAAAGAGUGAGAGAACCAUGGGCAUCCUAGAAGAGGAGAACAAGAAAUUACAAACUGACGUUGAAAAGAUGACAGAAACUUUGAAACGUACUACCUCUGCUCAUCGUAAACUUGAGGAAGAAAUGAGGGACAGCAACGAGAAGAAAGACGCUGUGGCUCAUUGGGAAGCUCAGAUAGCUGAGAUUAUUCAGUGGGUAAGUGACGAGAAGGAGGCGAGAGGUUAUCUUCAGGCCUUAGCUAGCAAAAUGACAGAAGAACUGGAUGGCCUGAAAUCUUCAGGGUAUGCUACAAUACCAAGGGGUGAAAAGAACCAGUGGCAAAUGAGAAGGUCACAGAAAGUCGACAAACAAGAGAUAUUGACCCUGCAGUCGAACCUUCAAGCUGAGAUUCAGGCGAAGCAGCAAUUGAUGGAGGAACUGAACAAAAUGAAAGCUGCUAAUGUAGCAAAUGAGAGGAAAUUGGGUGAAUCUGAAGCACAGUGCAAUACUCUUCGUGAUGAAGUCAAGCAACUCAAAGCAGAAAUCGAACAACUGAAAGUUGGUGGCAAAUCUGGAAAUGGAUUCCCUUUCUUGUACAUGAGAGAAACUUCGCGAGACUCAAGACUGGAAGGAUUGUCAGAGGAGAUAGAUGGCCAACUGAGCGAGAAUCAGAGGUCUCGUUCGAGUAGCACUCCCUCGACUGCUCCUCCUGAUUCCAUUUCAAUAAGAUCAUCCAUAUCAUCUGUGUCAUCCAUCGCACCACCUCAGCCUCGAGUGCACAAGUUCUCUGUAAGAACCUUCACUACACCUACCAAGUGCAGCCAGUGUACAUCAUUAAUGAUCGGUUUGGUCAGGCAAGGUUCCAUAUGUGAAGUGUGUCAAUACGCUUGCCAUGUGUCCUGCACUGAUCAAGCUCCUCCUGUUUGUCCAAUUCCUCCGAGUCAAAUGAAUAGAAGGCCGCUAGGAAUUGACCCUGAAAAAGGAAUUGGAACUGCUUAUGAAGGAAUUGUGAAGAUUCCUAAGCCAGGCGGAAUCAAAAAAGGUUGGUUUCGACAAUUCGCUGUCAUCUGUGACUUCAAAUUGUUCCUUUUUGAUGUAACUGGUGACAAACCCCCGCAGAUUUCUCAAUCAGCGACACAAGUUAUUGACAUGAGAGAUGAAGAGUUCUCAGUCAGCGGGGUGCUCGCUUCAGAUGUUAUUCACGCAAGUAAAAAAGACAUAAUGUGUAUUUUUAGGAUCACGGCUUCUCAGAUGAACCCUCCAGGAGAAUCUCUAACACAGCUGAUAUUAACAGAAAGUGAAAAUGACAGGGUCAAAUGGGUGAAUGCUCUGCAACAGUUACACAAAGCCCUCAAAGAAAAUAAGGAGACCUCCAAGACGCAAGUUUACCAGGCCAAAGAAGUCACCGAGUCCAAUCCACAAAUCAAACAAGCACUCUGUGCAACAAUAAUAGACACUGACCGAGUGUGUUUGGGUACAGAAGAUGGUCUCUUCUGCAUUGAAUUGAUGAAAGAAAGUUCGUCCCGCAUUGGUGACAAUAAGAAGGUGUCUCAGAUAGAGAUGUUACCAGAUGAGCAACUUCUCGUUUUAAUAUCAGGAAGGAAUCGUCAAAUACGACUCUAUCCAUUGUCUGCAGUAGAUGGACAUGACACAGAACCAAUUAAAAUUCCAGAGGCGAAAAAUUGUCUAAUGUUUGCCACGGGAAGUAUUCAUGAUAACACAGCGACUUGCCUCUGCGCGGCAGUCAAGAGGCAUAUUUAUGUCUACGAACUGAAUCGGACAAAGUACAGACAUCUGAAGAUCAAGGAAACACCGGUGAACUUUAACAUCCAAUGGUUAGGAGUGUCAUUUGGAAAGUUACUUGUUGGAUACGUCUCCGGGUUUGCUGUUUAUAGUAUUACAGGAGAGGGAAGACCUCAGAAACUUGUUAACUCAGAUGACCCGACAUUAAAUUUCAUCACCAAUAACCCACUGGAUGCCUUGCUUGCUGUGGAGAUCGAAACAAACAAAGAAUUUCUGUUGUGUUUUAAUUUACUAGGAAUCUUCGUUGAGGCCAGUGGUUAUAGAUCAAGACGUUAUGAGCUGAUGUGGCCAUCACCGCCCACAAAUGUCGCGUAUUCGUAUCCGUACGUGAUCUCCUUCAGUGAGAGAGCGAUAGAUAUCUUUGACUCAAGUAGUGCAGAAUGGCUUCAGACCAUCCCCCUCAAAAAGUGUCAUGCUUUGAUCAAUGAUGGCUCACUGGCUCUGUGCACCGCUUCAGAACAAUGCAAUUUAGUUUACCUCAAGAACACUCUGUUUGAAGAAGAGGAACUGAUCAUUCCAGACCCCAAUAAAGGAAAGAAAGCCCUUGCGGCUAUUUUAAGACUGAAAAGCAGCAAGAGAAGUAGUUCAUAUCGAUUUGGAUUUAAAGUCAAAGAGGGUGGCUUAGCAGAUAUGGAUGCAGAUAUCAAAUCAAAGCUCAUCUCAGGACCAACCAACUUCAACCAUAUCUCACACAUGGGUCCUGGAGAUGGAUUUCAAAUCAUUAAAGAGUUACCAAGGGGCCAACGCGGGACUGACGAGGAAGCUCCUCAAGUGGCUCCGCGUAACACUUCAAUAGGUCCCAGGUCCAAGCGCGCUGUCACUGCAAAUCCCAGUCUCAUGACGCGGCCCAACGUAGCAGCGAAGGGUCUGAAACCGGCUGGACCUGCGCAAGGAAUGGUAAACGGCAGAGCGGCAUCCAUGAAUGUUGUAAACAGUUCUGCGGAAGCCUCUCCGCCAGUCCCUAGACCGCGAUCAUCGUCCACUCGGUCAGCGGAAGAUGUUUCAAAUGAUGGCCGUGUAGCAAAUGGUUCAAACCGGCUCUCUGCCGAUCUCGACAAUUACGCACAGUACUUCAAUACCUUGAGACCAAAAAGUGUUGCAGAUGAGCAGAGGCAUCUGGCUUUAGCUUUGGAGUUGAGUAAAAGGCAUGCGGAACUGAGUCAUGACGGUGACAGCACAAAUUCACGGGAUUUAUUAAAUCUUCCCGAGGACGAAUCACCUAGACAUUCCACAGGGUCUGGUUCAAGUUCCGGUCUGAGUGUGUCGCCUUUAGGAAGUCAAGAGGAAGGUGUAACUUCCCCUGAUUGUGUUCAAUUGAAUUUUUCAGAUACUACAAGAUUCUGAUGGAAGUGAUAAACAAUUCAGUUUUUGAUCUUUUCAAGAUUGUCAAGUCAGGUGUUGAUCCUGUGCACGUUGGCUUGGAAAAUUUUAUAUCAUCAGAAAUAAGUUUAAUUGUUAAAUAACUUUGUGUCACACACGUGUGUUUAACUGCUUGGUCUGGAACCAAAGCAGCACAUGUUAUUAACGUGAUUAUCACAUUUAUUGAUCAACCGGCAGGGCUGGUUUAGAAAACUUGAUUGCAAGCUAAUCUUUAUAUGGAAACGUAGUCUCCUUUGCAACCGUCGUUUGUUCCCGUCUUGCAGCACGCUUUCUACCACGGCCUUGCUGCUCGUGACGCUUGUAAGGAGCUUUUCCAGUGUGUUGCGUGACAAGACUAAACGUUGGCUGUGAAGGUGAACAAUGUAGAUGCUAUCAAAUCUCUGAAAGUGCUGGCAAUUUAUUAGCUUACGAAUUUGAAAUGCUUUUUACAAGGCAGGAAGCAGAGGUGCUGAAUAUUGUCGACAGUUAUAUGUAAUGUGAUGUACAUCUUUUACGAUAUAUUUUUCCUUUUUUCGGUGAUCAAUCACUAAUUUUGAUGUUAUGUCAGUGAUAAAGAAAUUGAUUUUUUUGGGUAGGCAAAAGUCAAUUUGACUUGUAACAAUUUUGUAGGAAAGUCAAGUUAUCUUACAGAAAAUUAUUAUUGACCACAAAGAACAAUUUAGGAAAUGAAACAUUGUAAGGCUGAGUUUUAGUAAUUUGGUAGUUUUUAGUUUCAUGUGGCUUGUCAGCCAACACUUGUAUAUGAUAAUUUGUGGAAGUGAACAUGGUUACAAUCUGAUAUAUUAUAUUAAGGGGGAGUGACAUGAAGACGAAGUUGCAUUUUAUUGAGAAUGAAACCAAUGUGGAAUUGCUUGAGAUGUUUUCACAAAGAAAUAGGAGCGUUUGUACGAUUGCUGUUAAACAACAGAGUUUAAAUUUCUGUAUUUUUUUUUGUACAUCCAAUCUCCUCGAGGCUGUUUUUUAAUUCUUGAACGGGGCUGCAAUAGGUGCGGCCUUAGUUUGGUUCAAAAUGACUUACAGUGUAACUACAGUUAACGGGAUCAUUUAAACAAAAAAUAAGCAGCGAGCUUCGCCUAAAUUCUUUGUUCUCUUUGCUUGCUUCAUUCGUUAGCACUGAUAGCCAAUGAUGAAUUUCCUUUAGUACACAAAUUUUCAAGUCAGUGUCGAAAGUAACCGAGAUUGCUUUGGUUUUGCCUUCUAUCUGUGAUUGGUCCAGAAACCUCGCGCCACUCUAUCAACCAAUCAUUUGUAAAAUUGAAACCAAUCACGACUUGGUCGCCCGCGUUUUCCCGCGCUUUAGGGAGUUUGGUUGUUUUCACUUUGAGUUCUCAUUGGCUCUUCAAGGUAUUCUCAUUUUUUCUGAUUAUUUUGGUUGUGGUUUUACGCCACACAGUCGAAAAACGCUCUUUACGAUUAUUCAAGUUUUUCUAAAUGAUCCCGGUGACAGUGGUGGCUCUGCAAGUUGGGUUUUUUUUACGUUUGUACCAAUUGUGAAUACGAACUGCUUUUUGUAAGUUUUCUAUCUAUUGUUAUUAUUCAAAUUUAAGAUUUUACCUGUUAUGUAUACAUAUUUUUAGAAUCAUAAGUUUUGGCAGCAUUUAAUAAAAGAUCUGGCUUUGCUAGGGUUGAAAA